Molecule: messenger RNA, 5990 nt
Organism: Pelmatolapia mariae (spotted tilapia)
Lineage: Eukaryota; Metazoa; Chordata; Actinopteri; Cichliformes; Cichlidae
Gene: diras1b
Product: DIRAS family, GTP-binding RAS-like 1b
Exons: 3
Coding region: 201-797 (198 amino acids)
Biological process (GO): signal transduction
Cellular component (GO): plasma membrane
Molecular function (GO): GDP binding; GTPase activity; GTP binding
Source: RefSeq, a predicted model, not a curated record
AAGAGAGAGAGAGGGGGGGAGAGAGAGAGUCUGCUGUGGUGGUGUUGGGAAUCGGACGACAUGAGCUCUACAUGAAACGAGUAAAAUGCUCUAAGACGCUUUCGGCGUUUGUCUUUCAUCCUUCCGAACCAAGGACGAGCCAGAAGCGGAGCCGUUCUUCACGAUCAGGUGUAAGACUAUCUUAAACCCGAGGGGACAGAAUGCCAGAACAGAGCAACGACUAUCGUGUGGUGGUGUUCGGUGCUGGGGGAGUGGGGAAGAGCUCCCUGGUUCUGCGCUUUGUGAAAGGCACAUUCAGGGACACCUACAUCCCCACGGUGGAGGACACCUAUCGCCAGGUGAUCAGCUGUGACAAGAGCGUGUGCACCCUCCAGAUCACAGACACAACAGGCAGUCACCAGUUCCCUGCCAUGCAGCGCCUUUCCAUCUCUAAAGGCCACGCCUUCAUCCUGGUCUACUCGAUCACAAGCAGACAGUCCCUGGAGGAGCUCAAACCCAUUUACCAACAGGUCCUGGCUAUAAAGGGCAAUGUUGAGGCUAUCCCAAUCAUGCUUGUGGGAAAUAAAAGUGAUGAGACCCAGCGAGAGGUGGAAACCAAGGACGGAGAGGCCCAGGCCAACCAGUGGAAGUGCGCCUUCAUGGAGACAUCAGCUAAGACCAACCACAACGUAACCGAGCUCUUUCAAGAGCUACUCAACCUGGACAAGAAGAGGAACAUGAGCCUCAACAUCGACGGCAAGCGCUCUGGGAAGCAAUCCCGUGCCGAGAGACUGAAGGGCAAAUGCAGCGUGAUGUAAAAUCCAAGAGAGGAAAGGAAAGGGAGGUGGAGGAGAGAGAGGGAGAUGAAAUACGGAGAAGUAAAGAAGGAGGACGCCAGACACCAAACGUAUCAUCCAGAGCAACAAGGUUUUUGACGGCAGCGGGGUUCUCAUCAUCGACACGCUCCUCACAAACACAACUUACAUACAGGAAACGUUUCAGUUCGGAGCAUAAAUCCAUGCACAUCCUGCUUAACAGAGAAACAGAUGAGUGGGAUUGAGAUGACAAGUAGUGUGUGACACAGAUGAAUACAGAAAUGGCAGGGGUGUGGACUUUGUAUCCUCCAAGUGUCACAAAAACCUGGAUGGAGCACUCUUCGAGAACUUGAAUGAAAGUACUGACCACGAAGACCAGAAGUCCAUAAAAACACAGAAGGUUUCUGAUCAGUGCAAAACCUUAAAUAUCUUCUCUCACUUCUGCACCUCCCUGCUCAGCUCACACUUCACCCUUCUCAUCUUUUUCAUACCCUCUAUUAUAUCAACUGUAGAGAAACGUAAUGUACAAGUAAGCGAGUUCCAAAGCUCACUCAUCUGGUAGAGACCCUGUUGUAAGUGACUGAGGUGUCUAUCAUGCUAGUACACAGAGGACUCAAAAGUUUGACACUGCUAGCAUGAAGCAUACAGCAGCAAAACACAUGACCCAGCCACACCCCAAGGACUUUGAUGUAUAUAAAUGGGAUAUUUAGAUAUAUUCCAUCCAGUCUGCACAUCCUCAGCCCCAACUAGUAUAUGAUAUUGACUCAAGUUUGAUGCUCUGAAGCUCAAUUUUCAAUUGCCAUUGUCAUAUGAAAACACUUCUUUGCGUUUAUCCCCCAAAUCCUUAUGGUAAAAGGUCAUCUAUGAACCCUCGAAAUGUCCUCAUCUGAUGUGGAGAAACAUCCAGCGGCAGGGGCUUCACGCAUGCCAUUGAUACGACGCAGCAAUCCUUUUAAAACUCUCAUCAAGUGUAGAGUAACUCUGGCUGAAAGGAAGCUGGACUCUCAUUAAAACAUGAAACAGAAAUACGAGUCUGCCUUGCCUACGAGGUUAAUACACUUAGAUAAUCAUUGCCAAGCUGGUAAGAUGAAAGAGAACUUUUGGUUCUGAGAAUGUCAGUUUGCUUUGGCACUUUUCAUGUGAGAGUUUCUCUUUUUGCCUUUUUUUCUAGUUUUCUUUAUGAUGCUCUUAUAAAGUUACAUUUAAACACAUCUCCUUUAACAAAAAGCACACAGGGGAGAAAAAGGGGAGGGUGGAUCUUUCAAGCUCCAUGCAGAUUAUCCAAUGCACCCUGAUGCAUCUCCGUACACUCAUCACCUGUAAUUCCAGGCAUCAGGAAACAGAAUGGGUCACAGAGAUGUGCAGACACAACACGCACAUGAUGCAUCCAUGCAAAAAGAAAAGAAACACACACACAUUUAGCUCUCUGAUAGUCAAUCUGAGUAACAUCGUUGACUGAGUACAUGAAGAAGAACAGGGCUCACUCAGCCUAAAUGCCCUCACAUUGCACUUUAUAUCACCACACACAAUUUUAUUUGCCAUGUUUCCGCCUACAUGUGUAUUAAUAAUUAUCUCUGUUGUGCUGUAUGUCCAAAGUGCAUAUAUAUAUAUAUAUAUAUAUAUAUAUAUAUAUAUAUAUAUAUAUAUAUAUAUAUAUAUAUAUAUAUAUAUACCCUUUUUUUCAUGUAGGACCUCUAAAAUUGUACACAGUGUAUACAGAGCAGCCAAAAGCACAAUACUUUUUUCCAACAUAUCUAAUUCUAUUUUUUUGUUUGUUCUUUUAUUGUAUUUGUGUGCAGUUUCCAUCCUUAGCUUUCAUUCACCAGUCCUGAACAUGGAUUGCAUAGGUAGCAUGAUCACAGGUAGCUCUCUGUCUUGAUGUAUGGCGCUUUAUUUUGUCUGGUUCUUGGCACAAUGAGGUUGUGGUUCUGCUGAACAACAGGGUAUUGUGAUGUGACCGGUUAGCUGUGGACACAAAGAGCGUAAACGUUAUGUAACAUCAACCCCCACACCACCCCCACAGGAUCACAGGUUGUGGGACGACGAUGAGGGGUCAGAUUAUUUGUCUACUUUUCUCCAUCUCUCAGGCGGUUUUGACAACAAUUAGCGUGGCGGAUAAUCUGCUCCUGUACUGUUAAACCCAAAGACACAGAUGAUAACCCCUUUUAACUGUGUGUUCAUUUCUCAAGAAAAAAGGAAGAAAAAAGAGAAAAAGCACAGCAACUAGUCUCGUCUGUCUCCUUCUCUGUCUUUAUGUGUGCAGCAGGAUCAACAACUGGGCACUUUAGGGUGACAUUUUACUUGAAGACUUGCUUAUUAAUCAUUCAUAAGCACCGUGUAAAAUGUCCUACCUUUAUCAUUCAUGCCCACAAACCAAUAUAAAAUGAUUUCAGACGUGUAGAUAAGCAGAUGGAAGUUCACCGAAAUGUUCACAAGAGCUUCAAGUAAGAUGUUACCCAUGUAAAGAAAUACUGUACCCACUGUCUUUCUGGGAAAUGUUGUUACAGUAGAAGGUUCAGUGUUGCUAUGUACUGUAAUAUACGGCUUAAUAACGAUACUCAUGAUCUAUUGUAUUUGACGCAUCCACUCUUCAGAUCUAUCAAUUAGAUAGCACUAGCAAAAUGUGAAUAUGUAACUAAAAGUUCCACUCCAGGCUGUAAUUUUGUUUUUCUGUUUAUUUUGAAAGCUGAAUGAAUCUGUUGUUAUUACUGUGUUGUACUUUGCACUAAUGUGAGGUCCUGUUAAACCCAAACAUUUAUAUUGUAAACAUACCCUUUACUUGUUAGAUGCCAGGGAUGCUCACUUGUACUCUCUUAUUUUCUUUUUUGAAAAUCUGUUUAAAUUCCAAAAACAAAAUGUGUAAAACAGAUAUAUAAGUUGUAUUUUAAUCACUUUCUUUUCUUUCUUUUUUUAAUUAAUUCAUUUAUUUUUAACCUGCUCUAUAUAGAUAGAGUGCAAUCUACAGGUUGUGGCCAUUUGACGAGCUAAAAUUUGAAAAAGAGAACCUUAAAAAUCGCCUGCAAUGAUUUUCAGACUGAGUUCUUUUCUGGUCUGACGCAAAGCCACCGGCAGUGGUGCACAUGCUGCAUAAAUAUCAGUUUGACACGUCUGGUUGCUUCACGCAAAUGCCAGAUUGUGUGCGCAUGUUUGUGCAAACUGUGGUUCUGCUGACGUUAACAGGAGACUGUCAUUGUUCAUGUUCUUGCAUGGAAUAUGAUACAACAGGGAAGGAAAAACAACAAUGAGGCAGCGUGAGAGAGCACUAUGGACAACAGGCUGGAGCGAGGGGGGGGCAGCUGUGCUAUUAAUAGACAUAGAGCGAAUAUAGGAAGUUCAACUGCACUAGCUGUGGCCUGUAUAAGAAUCGUUCGAGCCUUCAUGUGGGAGCCUUGGAAAGAAGAUGGUGUGCAUGUGGAGUGUGUGAGCUAUUGAGUUUGUGGACUGUGUGAGUUAAGUGCUCGCAAGAAUCAGGACAGACACUUCUGCCCCUGUCCCUCCAUGGCGCGUCUCAUCUCAUUUAUCCAUGAACCAUGUUCCCUGUUCUGUGUGUUUAACCGGGAGUGCAUUCAUGUACAUGCACAUCCAUCCACCUUAAUUUAUAUAUUUUUUUUCAUGUUAAUUCACUCUGGCCUGCACGGGUGUGUAUGUGUGCGUGCUUGUGUUGUUGUUGCUGUUGUACAAUCUCAUGAAGUGUCUGUCAGAUGUUUGCAGCUUUCCCGUGGAGAGUGCCUACACAUUCUGCAUGAGUCAUCCUGCACAACACACACACCCCUAUACGCACACACACUAGUAUAUAAAUCAGGCAUGGAGCUGAAAUAGAAUGACUGCAUGCCCUCGGUUGCACACACACACACACACACACACGUACACACAUAUUACAUUCACACAGGCCUUGUCAGUGAAACAUCAUUCGCUCUCUGGCUGUUUUCCGCUGUUGUACGGUCACUUCUGUCAGCAUUACUUCUGCACAAAUCCGCAUAAAUUGUGAGCCGUUUUCAUAUUCAUUCUGCAUGUUUCUGCUUGCCGUUUGCACUUGAACAUACUGAAAACCAACCCUCCUCGCAUCUGAUUGUAGAUAGCUGUAAAUAUUGUUCAAAGGUUUCAGAGAAGCGAAGGGAGAGCGUGCAGAUAAAAGAUGCUGUGGUAGGAGCACGCAGCCUCCUGCGCAUUCUUUGUAUAGUCAAAACCUCCAAUCAGAAGUAGGACAGUUAAAGUUUUCUUCAUGUGAAAGCUUUAUGUUGGGCUUUUUUUUGUAUGCUGUAGCAAGAGAAGCACUAACUUACUUUAAAGGAGGAACUCUAUGGAGACCAGCUAUGUUAAAGGUGACUAAAUGAUAAGUUAUAAAAUGAAUAAUCAUACGACUGGAUGCAGAAAGAUGUAAUUGAACCAUGAAAUUGUGGAACUUGGUGGAUAUUUUAAAUUCAGAAUCAUUUUUGCAAUUCCACACUCUUCUUUAAUUAAAAAAUGCUGCAGGUAUUUUCAUUAAAAUGUUACUUGUGCGAUGAUAUUUUCAUGGUUAAAUUACACAUUUAGUCUUAAUAUUGUUGGUAUGAUUACUUAUUUUAUAACAUCAAAUAUACUUAUUGCCUAGUAACAGCUAUAGUUUGGGCCUCCAUAGAUAACUACAUUGGUGGCACAGAUUUUUGUGUAGGACCAGGUAAAGUUUACUUGAGUUGUUUGCCACCAGUGAGGUCACAGGGUACUUUCUGUUCAUCUUGCUGAGGAGUCUCAUACAAUAAAGGGAGUGGGGUUCGGAUUUGUUCUUCUGUGGCUGCAAGGGAAACCUCAGACCACGUGAAGCUUAAAGAAAGAGCACUAAGUUGAACCUUUAUACUCAAGAAAAGCUGUGGUUUUCUGACACACCAGGCUUUUUGUUACCAGCGAGGGGCAGGUUGUGCUCCUGUCCAGCAGGGCUUCAUGUCACAGGAGCUAAAGGAAAUCGGUACCGGAGGAUCAAAAUAGAAAAGAACUCCCACUCUUCCUGCCAAUCACUCAGGCUCACCCCUUUACAUUUCAUCUGAUCGCCUCAGAUCCUAAUGAGCAGUGUACGGCGAGGAAUUUAGCCUAGACUUUGUGGGUAACGAGUCGCUCUGGCCCUUCAUUCCUGCAUGGUCCCUAUUGGUGUUCCAGCCAGCAUGAGAACAAGGACACAAACUGUGAAUCAACUUUGUGUUUUUUAAAUAAAUUCCUCUGCAA